UCUGGCAUUUCAUCAAGGGUCGAUGCAAACAACCAAAAAAACAGUAGUUGGUCAGCAAGCCGCGGAGGCACGUGGCUAUCCCGUGGGCCGCCUGGCCUCUUCAACCGGAAUGAUUCAAUUCCACACAGGUGACAGUGCACAAUGUGUGUUCAUAGAGUGAGAGAAGGAGAGCCAGAGUUUGCGAAUUUUCAGUUCAUAGUAUUAGGGAUUUUGGAUCUGCUGAUAAUGAAGUGAUGAACAUAUAUCCAAUUCCGUUGAAACAAUAGGUCUGUAUAAUUGCAUCUUAUACAUCAAUAUUUGCAUUGAUAUAGGUCUUUUUUUGGGUACAAAUGGCUCUUUGCUUGUACUCUGCUUGCCUUCCAUUGCCUCAGCACCCAGUAAAUGUAAAUUUCAGCUGUCUUUCUAAUGGAUUGGGUUUAAUAAACCGUAGUAUUAGUAGUAGUAGAAGAAGAAGAAGAAGCAUUAUUUCUCCCUCCCGCAUUUUAAGGUCCCAGAUUCUGCCUUCUGCGCGACCAGAGACAAUUGGGUCGCGGGUAUUUGUAGUUUCGGACUUGCACACAGAUUACAUUGAGAACAUGACCUGGGUGAGGUCAUUGUCGAGCAAUAUAUACAAGAAAGAUGUUCUUAUUGUUGCAGGAGAUGUGGCCGAGACUUGCUCGAAUUUCGUUCUCACUAUGUCCCUUUUGAGAGAAAGGUUUCAGCAUGUGUUCUUUGUUCCUGGUAACCAUGAUCUUUGGCUUCGCAGGGAGAAACACAAUUAUUUUGAUUCUCUUUAUAAGCUGGAUAAAUUACUGGAUGCUUGUGAAAGACUUGGAGUAGAAACUAAACCCAGCAUAGUUGAUGGUUUGGGAAUUAUCCCAUUAUACUCUUGGUACCACGAGAGCUUUGAUGAGGAAAGGGACAUAACUGGAAUUAGAAUCCCGUCCUUGGAGAUGGCAUGUAAGGACUUCCAUGUGUGCAGAUGGCCCGACGGACUUGAAAAUGGAGAAUCAUCUCUUGCUUUGUAUUUUGAUUCUAUGAAUGACAAGAAUUGGAACACAGUAAAAGAUAUCCAGAGGAGAUGUAGCCAUACAGUGUCUUUUUCCCAUUUCAUUCCUAGGCUAGAGCUAUGCCCAGAAAAGAGAAUGCUUUUCUAUCCAAACCUUCCAAAAAUCAUUGGCUCUAAUUUCCUUGAAACCCGAAUAAGAUCUAUACAUGGAGAUGUUGGGAAUGCAUCAGCAUGUCAUGUGUUUGGUCAUACUCAUUUUUGUUGGGAUACCACGCUUGAUGGUAUCAGGUAUGUGCAGGCGCCCUUAGCUUAUCCAAGGGAACGUAAAAGGAGAAUGAAUGGAGGCGAUGAUUGGCUGCCAUUUUGCAUUUACGCUGAUGGAUGUUUUGCAGAGAAACUUUCUCCAUGCUAUUGGUCUGAUUAUUAUGCCGUAAAUCCCAGAACACCAAACUGCACUGAACUUGCCCCUUGGGUCGCCAGGUUCUACGCUAAAACCUUAUGAUAUAUAGCCUGAUCAUCUAUUCUUACUCUCAUUCUGUACUUGGAUGAAAAAAGAAUAUUGUAGAUCUUGUUUCAUUGGCAACAUUUUUUAUA
Messenger RNA from Olea europaea var. sylvestris, 1582 nucleotides. RefSeq lists its product as uncharacterized. Bases 330 to 1490 code for a protein of 386 amino acids. The transcript is spliced from 6 exons. NCBI's taxonomy places the organism in Eukaryota, Viridiplantae, Streptophyta, Magnoliopsida, Lamiales, Oleaceae. Gene Ontology annotation, molecular function: hydrolase activity. The record is from RefSeq and is a predicted model, not a curated record.